AUGUUAUUCUAUUCAUUUUUUAAAUCCCUUGUUGGCAAAGAUGUUGUUAUUGAAUUAAAAAAUGAUUUAUCAAUAUCUGGUACAUUACAUAGUGUUGAUCAAUAUUUAAAUGUUAAAUUAACUGAAGUACAAGUACUUGAUCCAGAAAAAUAUCCUCAUAUACAAUCGGUUACAUCAGCAUUUGUACGUGGUUCUGUUAUACGUUAUAUACAAUUACCACCGGAUGAUGUUGAUACACAACUAUUACAAGAAGCAACACGAAAAGAAAUAACACAACCACGAAAAGAAUGA
Molecule: messenger RNA, 291 nt
Organism: Rotaria sp. Silwood2
Lineage: Eukaryota; Metazoa; Rotifera; Eurotatoria; Philodinida; Philodinidae
Source: the annotation of a GenBank genome assembly